ACGUCUCCUACGUAAACCCCUCCGUCAAAGGCAAAUUCACCCCUUCGCUGUUCGCGUUACGUUUGCCUUCAGAUCUUCAGGCAUAACCUCCCUCUCGUAACCUCUGAUUUGGUGAAUUGGUGAUUAGGGUUUUAGUCGAUCUAAUCUUCUAUUGAAGUUUGGCUUUUUCAGAUCGAAAUCCGCCGGAUCACUGGACCCCGGUCGGAAUUCAUUUCUCACGGUAUUGAAUUACCGCAUUCCAGGAUUUUGAAUGAUCUGAGCUACGGAGAUCUAGGUGUUUAAUUUGGUUUUUGAUCGUUGAGAGUCAUGGCAGCUCCAGGUGGACUGAGACCGGGGAAUGCACCCCCGAAUUAUAAUCCCAACUCACUUGCUGAUAAUAUGCAAAACCUUCAAAUCAAUAGACCUAAUCAGCCCCCUUCAAAUCCCACCAGUGUGCCAAGGCCUAGCUCAGGUUUUGGUCAGCAGCCUCCCCAUAGCUCACCAUUUGGACAACAGCCACCCACUUUUGCUACGGGUCCUCCGGUAGGCCGUCCGGGCCCACCCCCACCUGGUGUAUUACCAAGGGGUAUGACUCCUCCAGGUGUUGUGCCACAAAAUGCAAUGCCCCCUAAUGCGGCUAUUAGACCAACAGGUCCUCCUAUGGGUCAGACUCCUCCACCUUUUGCAGCUAGACCUCCACCUGGUUCACUGCCUUCUUCUAUUGGCGGUCCUUCUGUUCCUCCACCUCCUGGCACUUUGCCUUCAUCAACUCCAGGUCCUCAACAGGGCCCUUUUAUGGCCUCCCCAUUUGCAUCAGGUUCUAUUGCACCGCCAUCAAGCAUGCCAACUGCAAGUAGUAAUGGGCCACCCAUGCUUGGGUCAGGGCCAAUGCAGAGUGGACCACGAUUUCCUCCUGCAUCCGGCAUGGUGCGGCCACCAGUUGGAGCUCCACCAUCAGCUAUGAUGUCGUCUGGAACUCCUUCCCAGUUUCCAAGCAUGCGGUCUCCCUUUGGAAGUCCACCUCCCACCGCACCAGUUACAUCACAACCCCCAAUUCCAUUUUCAGCACCACCUCCUUCAGUUCCCUCACCAUUUGCAGCACCGGUUCAAGGCACAACUCCGCCGUCACCCUACAGCAUGCACACAUUGCAAACACAAUCCCAUCAGGUGGCUCCACCUGGUUCCAUGCAACCUCCAAGGAUGUAUGGAAUUCCGCCUCCACUUCAAAGUCAAUCAGUGGCUUCUAUAGCACCUCCUCUAAGUCACACUGGUGCUUCUGUGACGGGACCAUCAAAAAUUGAUCCCAACCAAAUUCCUCGGCCAAUUCCAGGUUCUUCUGUGAUUCUCCAUGAAACUCGUCAAGACAACCAAGCCAACCCCCCUCCGCCUGCUACAAGUGACUAUAUUGUCAGGGAUACUGGAAAUUGCAGUCCACGCUACAUGAGGUGUACUAUUAAUCAGAUUCCAUGUACUUUUGAUCUUUUGACAACAUCUGCGAUGCAGUUGGCUCUGUUAGUCCAGCCCUUGGCUCUUCCGCAUCCAUCUGAAGAGCCGAUUCAAGUUAUUGAUUUUGGAGAAAGUGGUCCUGUUAGGUGCUCUCGUUGCAAGGGCUACAUAAACCCUUUCAUGAAGUUUAUUGAUCAGGGAAGGCGUUUCAUCUGCAACUUGUGUGGAUAUACGGAUGAGACUCCUCGAGACUAUCAUUGCAACUUGGGUCCUGAUGGCAGGCGUAGAGAUGCUGAUGAAAGGCCAGAGCUAUGCCGAGGAACUGUGGAAUUCAUUGCUUCCAAGGAGUACAUGGUCAGAGAUCCAAUGCCUGCCGUAUAUUUUUUCCUUAUUGAUGUAUCCAUGAAUGCAAUACAGACAGGUGCAACUGCAGCUGCUUGCAGUGCAAUCAGCCAAGUCAUCUCUGAUCUUCCUGAAGGUCCUCGAACUUUUGUUGGCAUUGCUACAUUUGACUCGACCAUUCACUUCUACAAUCUAAAGCGUGCCUUGCAGCAGCCACUGAUGCUAAUAGUCCCUGAUGUGCAAGAUGUCUACACUCCCCUUCAAACUGAUGUUAUUGUUCAACUCUCUGAGUGCCGCCAACAUCUGGAUCUUCUCCUGGAGAACAUCCCUACAAUGUUUCAAAACAACAGGACUGCCGAUUCAUCUUUUGGUGCUGCAAUCAAGGCUGCUUUCUUGGCAAUGAAAAGUACUGGGGGUAAACUUCUUGUAUUUCAAUCAGUUUUGCCAUCUAUUGGCUUAGGAGCUCUUUCUGCUAGAGAAGCUGAAGGAAGGACCAAUAUAUCUGCUGGGGAAAAGGAGACUCACAAGUUACUGCAACCGGCGGACAAAAUUUUGAAAACUAUGGCUAUUGAGUUUGCUGAAUAUCAGGUCUGUGUUGAUGUGUUUCUUACCACACAAACAUAUGUCGACAUUGCUUCCAUCUCUGUCAUCCCAAGAACAACUGGUGGCCAGGUAUAUUAUUAUUACCCUUUCUCUGCUCUUUCUGACCCUGCCAAACUUUACAAUGAUCUUCGCUGGAAUAUUACACGGCCACAAGGAUUUGAGGCUGUAAUGCGUGUGAGAUGCAGCCAGGGAAUCCAAGUCCAAGAGUAUAAUGGAAACUUUUGUAAACGCAUUCCUACUGAUGUUGAUCUACCUGCGGUUGACUGUGACAAGACAAUUAUGGUAACCUUGAAACAUGAUGAGAAAUUGCAAGAUGCUUCUGAAUGUGCUUUUCAGUGUGCUCUUCUUUACACUACUAUUGAUGGGCAAAGAAGAAUACGCGUUUCCACAUUGUCUCUACCAUGCACCACUAUGCUGAGUAACCUGUUUCGGUCAGCUGACUUAGAUACCCAGUUUGCUUGUAUCUUGAAACAAGCGGCUAAUGAAGUUCCUAUUGCACCACUGUCACAAAUCCGUGAACAAGUAACUACCCAGUGUAUCAACAUUCUGUAUUCCUAUCGCAAAUACUGUGCUACCGUGUCAUCGUCAGGGCAACUUAUUCUUCCUGAGGCACUAAAACUGUUGCCUUUAUAUACUCUUGCUUUGGUGAAAAGCACUGGAUUGAGAACUGAUGGUCGUAUAGACGAUAGAUCAUUUUGGAUCAAUUAUGUCUCUCCUCUCUCUGCUCCACUUGCAAUUCCAUUUGUGUCUCCUAGAAUGAUAGCCAUUCAUGAGCUCAACUCGAAGGAGGCUGAUGGGCUUCUUAUUCCACCUUCUAUCCCACUUUCUAGUGAGCAUAUCAGUGACUCUGGGAUAUAUCUUCUUGAGAAUGGUGAGGAUUGUUUAAUUUAUGUUGGGAGCUCUGCGGAUCCUGAUAUCAUGCGCCAAUUGUUAGGCAUUUCUUCUGUUGAUGAAAUUCCUGCUCAGUUUGUGCUGCAACAACAUGACAAUCCGUUGUCAAAGAAGCUUAAUGAAAUCAUUAAUGACAUUAGGCGCCUAAGGUGUAACUACCUCCGCUUGAAAUUAUGCAAAAAAGGAGAUUCAUCAGGAAUGUUAUUUUUCUCGUACAUGGUGGAAGACAAGACUCCCGCUGGACUUUCAUAUGUCGAGUUCCUGAUACAUAUUCAUCGGCAAAUUCAAAGUAAAAUGGCUUGAAAAUCAGUCCAGACCCCAUGGUGAGGGGGCCAUGGUGAGGGGGCACUGUUGGAUUCUAAUUAUGGAUAGAUGGACCUAUGAGUGACCAAAGUCAUUUUUAUUUUUGUUUUAGGCCGGCACAUUUUUGUCAUGAGACUGUAAAACUAGAUUUUGUUUUCUGAUAGGCAAAUAUAAAAUUGAAAUGUAUAAACAAAUCGCUUAGAUUACAUCUGUUGCAUGCUACAAACAAUUUAUGAGGCUCUAAUGGAUUGUUCUUCAGUGCUUUGACAUUGAGAGUUGGUCUUAA
Molecule: messenger RNA, 3850 nt
Organism: Ipomoea triloba (trilobed morning glory)
Lineage: Eukaryota; Viridiplantae; Streptophyta; Magnoliopsida; Solanales; Convolvulaceae
Product: protein transport protein Sec24-like At4g32640
Exons: 25
Coding region: 307-3564 (1085 amino acids)
Biological process (GO): intracellular protein transport; endoplasmic reticulum to Golgi vesicle-mediated transport; COPII-coated vesicle cargo loading
Cellular component (GO): endoplasmic reticulum exit site; COPII vesicle coat
Molecular function (GO): SNARE binding; zinc ion binding
Source: RefSeq, a predicted model, not a curated record